UUAUUAUCUUUACAUAUUUUUAUGGUAAAAAAAAUAAUAAUAGUUUUUAGGGAUUGUUAUUUUUUUUAUUUAAAAAAAUAGAAAUAUAAAUAAUAGUAAUAAUAAAAAUAUAUAAUAAUAAUAAAAAGAAAUAAAAAAAUAAUAAUAGGAAAUAGCAAAAAUAAAAAAUGUCAUAUUUCAAUGAUUCUGUACUAUCAAAAUCAAAAUAUCAUAUAGGUAGUUUUCUUCAACAAAAUAAUGGUGAAUUACACGAAGAUCGUGGUCAUUUUUACUCUCCAACUACACCUACUAUAGGGGGACUAUCAUUAAACAAAUCAAACCAAAAUCAUCAUGGAUCACAUUCACAUUCAAACUCACACUCCCAUUCACAUCAUCCACAUCAUCACCAUACAAACAGCAAUUCAUUAGCAGUAGGAAAACAUAUACAUCAUGGGCAUUCAAACAGUAAUAGUCACGAAUUAAGUAUUAACACUACCCUCAGUAGCAGUGUAAAUUCAAAUAGCAGUGGUUUACAAUCAUCAAGUUUUCAAGGAACACCACACAUACCACAUAGUGAAUUAGCAGAAUUAACCUACAAUGUUUCAAAUAGAAAGAAUAGAUCCGAUUCGGUUCAAAGCAAAAUGAAACCAAAUGAAAAAGUUAGUAAUAUUGGUACUUGGGCAAAAUAUGAAAAUCAACAUUCAAUCUUUAAAAGCGAAAAAAAGAAGAAGAAUAUUUUUGAAAAGUAUACUUUAAGAUUACCAAGACAGUAUGAAAAAGGUUAUUUAAACCAACAUUACAAAUCUCACAAAUAUUUAUUAAGAAUUACAAAUUUUAUAGGUAUUGCAGCAGUUUCAUAUGGGUUUACAAAAAAAGCAAUUUUUAUGUUAAUAGCAAUUAGAAUUUUAUGUUUCAAUUUAUUUGCAUUUUCAAUAUUUUUAAGUUAUUUGAACAAAAAAGAUUUAUAUAAGAAGUUAUUCCAUCCAUUAUUUUUAUUUUCAUUUACAACAUUCUUUAUCACCCUUCUCUUAGAAUAUAAAACAUCAACAACGACAACUUUAAUUUUAUUUUUAUACGUUGUAAUAUUUUCAUGCCUGUAUGCGUUGGGUUGCCUUGUAUUUAUAUGGAUGGUUAUGUGCAAUUUAAUGAAUGCUGUAUGCUUUCUUAUUUUUAUAUUUUUAGAAUCGAAUAUGGAUAGAAAUAAUUUAAUUUCAUUUGUAAUUUAUAUUUUAUUAAUGUUUUUACUUGGAGCAAGUCAUUUGUAUGUAUUAGAAAAGUUUAGAAAAGAGAGUUAUAUUGCCAAAAUGAAUUUAGAAAUUGAAUCAAAAAAACUUAGAGAACAAAGGGAAAAAUCAUCAACAUUAUUAAGCAAUAUUUUACCAGAAUUUAUUAUAAAAAACCUUAAAUGGGAUCACGGAAACCAAAAAGUUAUUAUGCCAGAACCAGAAGAAUUUAUGGAUUGUUCAAUUUUAUGUUUUGAUAUUGUGCAAUUUACAGUUCUUAGCGCACAAUUAAAAGAACCAAAAUCGUUAGUUUUCUUAUUAACCGAAGUAUUUAGAGAAUUUGAUAGAGUAGUCAUGGAAAAUAAUUGUCAAAAAAUUAAAACCGAUGGUGAUGCUUAUAUUUGUGCAAGUGGAUUAAAAUCAAAAAGUGAACCAGAUGGUGCAGGCUCAAUUUCAAAAUAUGAACAUUGUGAAAAUCUAUUGAAAGCAGCCAUUGAAAUUAUGAAGCUACCAGUUUUAAGGAAUAAUAGCCAAAAUGUUGAUAUUAAAUUUAGAUGUGGUCUUGCAAUGGGUAGCGCUUAUGGUGGUGUUAUGGGUGACACUAAAUAUCAAUUCGAUAUCUGGGGAGAUUGUAUAGCUCGUGCACAUUCACUGGAACAAAGUGGCCAUUCAUUAAGGGUUCAAGUUGGUGAAGAAAUUGCAGAAUUAAUUCGUGAUAGAGGCCAUGGUGGCUUUGGUAAAUAUAAAAUUGUAGAAAACACCGAUUGCGAGAUGUAUCAUAAUGAUGAACAUCACAAAGCUCAUGGUAUAUGCUUAAAGGGUUUCUUUGUUGAAGAACAAUUAACAACUAGUAAUACCAUGACCCAAAUUUCCACAGAUGGUGCUCAAAGUGGCGAAUUUAGUAAUGAUCCAAUUUCUUUAAGUCAAAGUAUUGAUGGUAAUAUUCACAGUGCAUUACAACAUAAAAAAUCUCAAAUUCUUUUAAAUGCCAAAGCUUUAAGUGAUAUCUCAUCAUCCCCAUCUAGCGAUAGCCGUCUACUUCAAGAAAACACCCCUCCAUCUUCAAAUAAAGAUCAAACUUUUGAAACUACCGAUUCAAAUUCAUCAGCAAAUAACACACCUAAAACUAUUGUACCAUCAUUCUCAAAAGCAAAUAUCUCUAACUCCCAAUCAAACUAUUCGAUUAGCAAUGUCAAAAAAGAAAAAACUUCAACUGCAAUUCAAAUGAAAGAUAUGUUCAAAAAGAGGGUUAUGAAAUACUUUAAACAUACCAACCCAGAUAAAAAUAAGUUAGAAAGAGAAGAGGAAGAAUUUGAGCAACAAUUUAAAGAAAUUACUCAUAUAAACAAAUGGAUCAUCUCCUUUAAUAAUCCAAAGAUUGAAUUCUAUUUCCACAAAUAUGUCAUUUCCAACAAUGUAAUCGAAACUAGAUUCUUUUUAAUUAUUGGUUUACUAUUGCAUUUAUUAUUUUAUCUCGACGAUCAAAUUAUGGACUCAAUUCCAUAUUAUAAUAGUAAUGCAAUUUAUUUAACCAUGGGAAUAGCCUUUAUUGUCUUCAUUGCCUUCUCUUUUACCAAAAUCAUUAGAAUCCCAUUGGUAUAUCAGAUUAGCUUUUUUAUAUUAUUAAGUUCAUUUGGUGUAUGUACAGUUUUGGAGCUAAUCAGAUGGGAAAAUCCACUAGCUCGUUCAUCAUUAACAAGAGUUUGUGCAACAUUAUUCUAUUUAAAUGUUUUUCAUUCAUUGAAUUUUUUGUCUGUUUUAUUUUUAAAUCUUUUCAUUUUCACUUUCUUUAUUAUCAGUUGCUACUAUAUAUCACCAAAUUUAACAGGUCAUUUAUAUGAAACUGACUAUAUAGGUUUUGUUGUGGUUUUAAUAAUUCAAAUAUGUUCUUCAUAUGGAAUGAAACUUGCAAUGAGAAGAGCAUGGGUUAUUAAUAGCAAAACCAAUUUCAAAAAAAUUAAUUUAAAAAAAGAAAAAGACAGAAUCUUCUAUUAUUUACAAAGUAUUUUCCCAAAUACAGUUUUAGAAAAAAUUAUGCAUGACGAAGAAAAAGAAGGUGAAGAAGAUAAAAAGAUUGUAGGUUUAAUGUAUCACGAAUAUCAUCAAAGGGUAUCAAUUAUGUUUGUUCAAAUCUGCAGCUUCAAAGAAAAUGAUGAACCAAAGGAAAUGAUUAAACGUUUAGAUGCAAUCUUCAAAUUCUUUGAUGGUUACCUUGAAAGAUAUAAAGGCACAGUGGAAAAAAUUAAAACCAUUGGUAACACCUAUAUGUGUGUCUCUGGUUUAAACAAAGACCCUGAUUUUUUACAGAAAAUGGCAAACUUUGCAAUUGAUUUAAAGAGCUUCAUCAAAAGUAAUAAAGAUGUUAUUAAAUUAGGCAUUAGUGUUGGUCCUUUAGUUUCCGGCUGUAUGGGUCUCAAUAGAGCUAAGUUUGAUGUUUGGGGUGAUACCGCUAAUGUUGCCUCUAGAAUGCAAUCCAAUGCUCCAAACAACGAAAUUUUAAUAACCGAAGAGGUAUAUGAAACAUUAAAUAAAGAAUUCUUUUUUGGUCCAAGAAAUGUAAUUCAAGUUAAAGGUAAAGGUGAAAUGGCCACCUAUGUUCUCAAAGGUAUAAAGAAUCAAACCUGGGAUCAAGGUGCCACACAAAUGAUUUGGGACCAAAAUUCAAUUGUAACUCCAAUGUUUUCACCAAUUCAAAGUGCUUUAAUGAAUAAUAGACCUAGUAUAAGUUUAGAUGAUAGUGGCUCUUUAGAAUUAACUCAAUAAAUAAUAAUCAAGAAAGAAAUAAUCAUCAAAAUAAUAAUAAUAUUCAAUAAUCAUAUAAUAAUAGAAUACUUUUUAUAAUUAAUUUUUUUAGAUAUUUAAAAAUAUGGAAAUUAAUUUAAUCCUUACUAAUAAUUUAUAUAAAAAAAUAAUUAUAUUAAAACUAUAAAUAAAAAAAAAAAAUAUAAAUUUGUAAUAGUAAUAAAACAUUAAAUAAAAAAUUGUAAAUUAAUUAUAACUUUU
This is a messenger RNA of Dictyostelium purpureum, 4205 nucleotides long. RefSeq lists its product as uncharacterized. The record is from RefSeq and is a predicted model, not a curated record. The coding region runs from base 168 to 3965 and encodes 1265 amino acids. Gene Ontology annotation, molecular function: adenylate cyclase activity. Gene Ontology annotation, biological process: intracellular signal transduction; cyclic nucleotide biosynthetic process; adenylate cyclase-activating G protein-coupled receptor signaling pathway. The transcript has 6 exons. NCBI's taxonomy places the organism in Eukaryota, Evosea, Eumycetozoa, Dictyosteliales, Dictyosteliaceae.